ACCGCGGUUAUCUACUACUAUCAGCCUACUCUAACCUAUUUUGCUGCAUGGAAGUUCUUCUGGCAUCAUCGGACCCCAGCGCGCCACGAUCCCAAGAAUUACCAGGAGGGGGCGUGUUGAGACCACGUGUAAAGUUAUGCACAAGCCGGCGUGUCUCUUUUACAAUCCCCAACAUUUCUAUCUCUUUUCCAGACAAACAAAUUAAUCACUUCUGCUGUGGUCUUGGGCCUCAAUUGCACACAAAUGGCGACCAUGGUGAAUCCUUCUUCUGUUCUGAAAAUUCCUUGCCUUCUUCCGCCCCAAACUUCAUUUCCCAAAAACCCAUCAGCUUUCUGCAACAUCCCCAGGAGCCCAUUUUCCGGCGCAUCAAUGUCUUCUGCAAGAGGGAGAGGGGCUUUCCGCCUCAUGCGCUCUUCUGCCAUGAGGGUUGAGCGUCGUGAAUCUGUUGAUGAGGUUUAUGAAGACGACGACAUGGAAUCACCCAGUGAGACUCUCCUCUUCUCCUUCACACCGUUCCCGCUUCUUCUUGUGGCUGCUCUUCCUGGAGCUGGGGCAGUGAGGUCGCUGUUUGGGCCUUUUGUUGAGCUUGUGAAAUCAUGGAAUCUCCCAGGUUGGCUUGUGCAUUGGGGUCAUCCUGGAAACAUGGCUGUUGUGCUGUUUGCUAUGGGUGGUUAUGGAACGUACCUGGGUUUCCGAAUACGUUUUUCUGAUGAUAUAGAAGAGAAGGCCAAUGCAAAAGACCUGCACCCAAAACUUCUAGGUGGAAUGUUUUUCUUCUUUGCUCUUGGGGCAACUGGUGGAAUCACUUCUCUACUCACUUCAGACAAACCAAUCUUUGAGAGUCCUCAUGCUGUCACAGGUCUAAUUGGCCUUGCUCUCCUGACCAUACAGACCAUUUUACCUGCAUUGUUUGAGGUAGGGCAAAACCUUAUUCACUUCACUUUUCUUGCUUUGAUUGUAUUAUUCAACCAUUUGCCUUCCUGUUUUAAUCAUAUGCAGGGCAAUCCAGGAUUAAGGAAUGUUCAUGGGAUCUUGGGUGGUGGGAUCAUGACUCUGUUUCUAGUCCAUGCUGCUUUUGGACUUCAACUUGGCCUCAGUUACUAAUAAGCAUCUCCUGUUCUGCUCUGAUGAUUUGGAAUCCCUGGUGCCGUGGUCUCUCUUUCGUACCAAAAUCUGCAGGCCGAAACUACACGCCACUCAGAAAAGAAAAAAUGGUGAAUGGCAGGUAAACACAGGUUGCAAUUUACCAUAGAGGCAUCAUUUCUAGCUGUGCCACAAAGCUUCACUCGUUCAUGAUUCAAACACAAAAUGGCAUCGACUAUGUGGGGGAUGGGAGGAAAAAAGGGCAUUGUUUUUAAAUGUAUUUUUGAUGACAGACCUGUAUUACUGGUUGUCCAUUGCCCUUUACAGGAAAUUGGAAACCUAAAAUUUUGAUGUCCCGAACCGUCAUCACUGGUUGGACUGCAUAUUGAUGUUCCCCUUUAUUUUUUAGCAUGAGAUAAAUGCAUAUUUCCAACUCAUUUAAGUAUUGAA
Messenger RNA from Malania oleifera, 1533 nucleotides. RefSeq lists its product as uncharacterized. The record is from RefSeq and is a predicted model, not a curated record. Bases 244 to 1104 code for a protein of 286 amino acids. The transcript is spliced from 5 exons. Gene Ontology annotation, cellular component: membrane. NCBI's taxonomy places the organism in Eukaryota, Viridiplantae, Streptophyta, Magnoliopsida, Santalales, Ximeniaceae.